UUUCUUUUGGAGAAAUCGAAGUGUUGACCAAUAGAAGACGCCAAAUUACAGUGAAGGUUUGAAGGAAAUCUUUCCCUUGAAGUUCCAAAUGCAUGGAUUUGGUAGGCAAGCAGAGCUGAGGAUACCAUAUACAUCGAUCAGAUUUUUCGCUGAUGUAAGGAUGUGUGCAGGUCCUUACAGAGACUCUUAUAAUUAUACGCACUUGUUACAAAAAUGUAAAGGCACCAAAUGCGUUCAAAAAGUGCAUUCUCAGAUCAUCACUGGAGGAUAUGAGCAGAACCCAUUUGUUACUUCAAAGUUAGUUGGCAAAUAUUGUGAGAGCUCAAACAUGGGAUAUGCAAGGAAGGUGUUUGAUAGUUUGUUUGAAAGAGAUAUUUUCUUGUGGAAUUUGAUUAUUCAAGGUUAUGCAAAUUUGGGUCCUCGCACAGAAGCAGUGAGUAUAUAUUCUGAAAUGCGUUUGAGUGGUAUUUGUGCCAACCGGUACACGUACCCGUUUGUGCUGAAGGCUUGUGGGGUUUCACGGGAAAGAAAGAAUGGUCAGGUGAUUCAUGGGCAUGCAGUGAAAUCUGGGCUUGACACAGAUUUGUUUGUUGGGAAUGCCCUUGUAGCAUUUUAUGCCAAGUGUCAGGAAGUCGAUUUGUCUAGAAAAGUGUUUGAUGAAAUUCCAAAGAGAGAUCUUGUUAGUUGGAAUUCAAUGAUUUCCGGUUAUACUGUAAACGGCUAUGUAGAUGCUGCUCUGACAUUAUUCCGGGCUAUGCUGCGAGAUCAGGUAACCAGUGCACCUGAUAAUGCCACUCUCGUUGCCAUUCUUCCCGCUUGUGCCCAAGCAGCAGCUAUACAAUUAGGUUUCUGGAUUCAUUCUUACAUUAUAAAGACAAGCAUGGAAAUUAAUGCUGCACUAGGCAGUGGCCUUAUAUCCAUGUAUGCAAAUUGUGGCCGAGUCAACAUUGCCAGAGAUGUUUUUGAUGGAGUCUCUGAUAAGAACAUUGUGGUAUGGAAUGCAAUUAUAAGAUGUUAUGGUAUGCAUGGUUAUGCAGACGAGGCACUCCAAAUGUUCUCGCAAUUAAUAGAGAAUGGUAUACAACCAGAUGGUGUUAUAUUUUUGUGUCUGUUGUCUGCAUGUAGUCAUGCAGGCCUGGUUGAAAAGGGGAGAGAACUGUUUGCAAGAAUGGGAGAUUAUGCAGUUGAUAAAAACGAGGAGCAUUAUGCUUGCAUGGUAGAUAUCCUCGGCCGAGCUGGAUAUCUUGACGAAGCAGUUGCAAUUAUCAGAACAAUGCCUGUGAAGCCAAGCAAAAAUGUUUAUGGUGCCUUGCUUGGUGCUUGUAGAAUACACAACAACAUAGAACUCGCUGAAGAAGCUGCAGAGAGACUAUUUGUUUUGGACCCUGAUAAUGCUGGACGGUACAUAAUCCUGGCCAAGAUGUAUGAAGAUGCAGAGAGGUGGGAGGAUUCAGCCAGGGUGAGGAAGUUGCUUAGAGAAAGGAAAAUUAAGAAGCCAAUUGGCUGUAGUUCAAUUGAAGUAGAUUGUGCUCACCACUCAUUUGGAGUUGAAGAUGAGUCUCAUCCAUACAAGGAGCAGAUCUAUGAUGCAUUGGAGAGAUUGGAUAGGAUAAUGGAGGACGAGUUGAUGCAGAUGUGAUCAUUCGCAAGGGUGCCUUUGAUGCUCAAAUAGAAUGGGAGAAAUCAAAAAGGAAAUAGUACUUAAAAAACACAAUCAUAGGUUAACAAGCCACUGGUUGCAGGCAAGAAGAUCCAAAGAACGGGGACGUAGCUGCAGAUUGAAGCAAGCAAUUAAUAAGUCAAGCCCAAGUCACACCCAUUUUGCUGUAAGUUUGUCUGCUAUUUUUUGCAAUCGCCUAUUAUAAUGCCAACUGCACAAGCAUAAACAAAUAAGUCUAGCAUGUGUACGGUGUUUAUCUCAAAUCGAAUUCAAAUAUUAAAUCAAAUCAAAUUAGAAUUAAUACA
Hevea brasiliensis (rubber tree) is the source of this 1965-nucleotide messenger RNA. Its product is annotated as pentatricopeptide repeat-containing protein CRR2, chloroplastic. Gene Ontology annotation, biological process: RNA modification. Lineage: Eukaryota; Viridiplantae; Streptophyta; Magnoliopsida; Malpighiales; Euphorbiaceae. The transcript has a single exon. Gene Ontology annotation, molecular function: protein binding; RNA binding. The record is from RefSeq and is a predicted model, not a curated record. The coding region runs from base 89 to 1639 and encodes 516 amino acids.